UCUGCUUCUUCUUUUCUUGAUCACCACCCUAAUCUCUCUCUCUCUCUCUCUCUCUUGUUCUUGACGAAUAAUCUCAAGGAAUAAACUAAGCAUCAAGAAACGGUUGUGGGUUUAAAGUGGAAUAAUUGAGGAAAGAUGAGCAGAAGAAAUGAUGGUGGAGAUAAUGGAGUGGUGAAGCUUGACCUGAAACUGAACUUAUCACCGCCGAGAAGUCACUGGCCGGAAUCUCCUACCAGGUCGUCACCAAUGACUGUAUCUCCGACGAACUCGUGUGUGUCAUUGGAGCUUGUCGGCGGCCAACAUGAUGAUGAGACGAUGGAGCUCCGGUAUUCAAGCAGCCCGGAAACGACGACGUCGAUGAUGCUGGCCGGAUGUCCACGGUGUCUGAUGUACGUCAUGCUGGCGGAGGAGUACCCUAAGUGCCCUAAAUGCAAGAGUACCGUCCUUCUUGAUGUUGUCUUUGACAAACCUCUCAUCAAGAAAUCUAAAACUUAAUUAAGCAUUAAUUACUUAAUAUUAGUUUUAAAUUUCUAGAAUUAGUUAGUGGGAAAUUAAAUUAAAUUAUGUUUCUUUUAUUUUUUUAUUUUUUAUUUUUAUUUUUACUUUGCUGGGUGAUGUAAUUUUGGUGUGAUGACAAAUUAUG
Messenger RNA from Cynara cardunculus var. scolymus (artichoke), 643 nucleotides. RefSeq lists its product as uncharacterized. NCBI's taxonomy places the organism in Eukaryota, Viridiplantae, Streptophyta, Magnoliopsida, Asterales, Asteraceae. The coding region runs from base 136 to 495 and encodes 119 amino acids. The transcript has 2 exons. The record is from RefSeq and is a predicted model, not a curated record.